AUGGAGGAUCUCGCAAGUCGUACCAUCGCAGCCAAGCACGAGCAGCAACAGCAGCUCAACUUGUUACUCCUGGCUAACAAAUUCAUACCCGACUUUCGUCUGCUGCUCCCCGAGGCGCCCCUUGUGAUGCGGGCCAUCGACUCCUUCUUCAGUUGUAGCGGCAAGCUGUUUCAUGUCUUUUCGGAAAACUACAUCUUACAGUGUUAUCGUGCCGUUUUCGAGGAACCACAGGUCCCGUCUGAAGGUUUAAAGGCCAAAGUUUGCUGUCUUGCGGCGGUUGCGGCGGUAGGUGCACAGUAUUCACCUGAUGUGAUUAGCAAGGAUGUCGAGCAGGGACUAUACAACCUGGCGAGACACUUUCUUGAAGUAGCUAUGGAGCAUGAGCCGUUGCAUGCGAUCAAAGUGUGUACCCUGUUUUCGCAGUAUAAUAUUAUGAAUAAGGAGAUGGUUUCCCUUACUUAUGUCGAGACGGGGUUGAGUAUGUGUCACAUCUACGGAAUAAACAACAGGGCCUUGCGGCCGGAUUUUAUUCCUACUCUAGAGUGGUCUGAUUUGCGCAAGACUUGGCGCACGUUAAUAUUCUUUUCGAGCUGGCUCUCGUCCACACUUGGCUACAUUUCCGGGAAUACUUGGUCGGCUGAGAAACGCGUCCUGGCCGACCUCAAAGUCGAAGAUCCAACAGACAUCUCCGAAGUUGUGCAAACCGAAAUGGCAAGGAUAUGCCUUCUCAAAGCAGAAAUUCUUCGAAUGCACCUAGUGUUCAAGGAUCUCACCAGCCCUGCCGUGCACUCCAUCAAAAGAGAUCUGCAGGCCUGGUACGAAGAGUUACCGGAAAACUUGCAGCUUGAAAAAACUGCCCAUGAGAAUGUUGCUAUCGGAACUAGACGGUCAAUCUUGCAUUUACACAUGCUCUACCUUGGCGCCAUAAUGCUUCUCUAUCGACGUGUAGCGACGCAGUUUUUGCAGUCGUAUGCGAUUGGGGGUCAGAAUAGCCUGCACAUGCACCCACGCGAUGCAUUCGUUCAACAAAGCGCUGAAGCUAUCCUCGCCGCCAGCACAUCAGCCAGAAUUGUGAAGCUUCUUCUUGAAGAUGAUGGCGUCUUCAAACACUGUUGGCUGGUCAUCUUUCAAACAUACACCACUUGUACCAUCCUGCUACACUCGGUGGUGCAGAAGCAACUACACAAAUUUCAGCCAUCGGAAUGGGCGGACGAUCUGCAGAGAGCCAAAGACUGUCUUGCUGUGCUUGCGUUUUGUGGCUCGCAGGACCGUGUUGCCGCCUCGUUUCACAAGCAGCUCGAGACAAUCUAUCAAGUAGUUCUCGCGUACGAGCUAUCAACACCACCCACCGAUGUAGCCAUGGAAAUGGAUGGCCAACAGACGUCUCCACAGACUGGCGGCACUUUCUCUCCGACAGACGGAGCUGGACGCAAAACGCGGUCAAAGUCAGAUGCUCACGCAUACCUCUUGGACAUUCCCGUCGACGCCGACCCAGCACACAUGAGGCUCUCGUUUUCGCUGCUCAUGAUGCUAAGCCAGCCUUUUGGCGAUAUCAGCAACAAAGAGGCCGCGGAACUUAACCUGAAGAAACAUUGGCUGACUGACCCGUCAAGAUACGAGUACCCACAGAUGGCAGAACGGAUUGACUGGAGUCUGGAAACGAAGCACAUGUUCCAGUGGAACUUGGACAAGCUGAACAUCCCUUCACUGGACUCGAUGAGGGCGCCAGAACAGUCGAGUUCGUCGGAUGAGUCGCCGGGUUCGGGGCUAUCGUGCAGUUUGUCUCCGGCGAGUUUUCUGGGGAGUACGGAACCGAGUGGGUGGGCGUCGGCGGCUAGUCUUACGAAUCCGGUGAGGAAUUGA
This is a messenger RNA of Pochonia chlamydosporia 170, 1863 nucleotides long. Its product is annotated as nitrate assimilation regulatory protein nirA. Gene Ontology annotation, molecular function: RNA polymerase II cis-regulatory region sequence-specific DNA binding; DNA-binding transcription factor activity, RNA polymerase II-specific. The transcript has 6 exons. Gene Ontology annotation, cellular component: nucleus. The record is from RefSeq and is a predicted model, not a curated record. Lineage: Eukaryota; Fungi; Ascomycota; Sordariomycetes; Hypocreales; Clavicipitaceae. Gene Ontology annotation, biological process: positive regulation of transcription from RNA polymerase II promoter by galactose. Bases 1 to 1863 code for a protein of 620 amino acids.